Truncatella angustata is the source of this 1026-nucleotide messenger RNA. RefSeq lists its product as uncharacterized. The transcript has 3 exons. NCBI's taxonomy places the organism in Eukaryota, Fungi, Ascomycota, Sordariomycetes, Amphisphaeriales, Sporocadaceae. The record is from RefSeq and is a predicted model, not a curated record. Bases 1 to 1026 code for a protein of 341 amino acids.
AUGCCUACCACAAUAAAAGAAGUCCACGAUCGGCUCUCGAGAAUCGACCAUGUCGUUGUGUGCAUCGAUCCUGUUGAUCUCGACAACAUCUGGCUCUGUCUUUGGGCUCUGGUCCGUGUUCCAAGCGCCCAGAUCCAUAUUGUCCUAUCGCCACGCGUGCUCGACCUGCGAGUGCCAAACUUUGGUGACCUUUUUGGACAGCUCAUCAAAACGUUGGACUCAACAUUUCAAAAUGACCCUCACACCAGAGAGCACAUCCCUCUAUACAUGGCACUAUUCGCUCUUCGCUUUCUGGCUAAGAUUCUGUCUAAAAAUCAUGACAAAGAGCGCAUCGUCUUCUACUGGGACUGGCGCUCCAUGGAUACUAUUGUGCCCUGCAUUCAUCAUCCGACACAUGUCUUGGAUAUGCUCUAUGCUUGUAACAAAGAAGAGUGUCAGCAGGCACUCGGAGCCAUGCAGCUUCGCGGUCCAGAGCGCAAAACGAAGUUGGUAGCCGUCAUGGAGAAGUCUGCCCGCCGGUUGGCCAAGGAGCUUGGGUACCAGACGCCAGCCGACGUCCAGCGGUGGCCGCUCCAGGCUCUCAUCUUGGGUGGAGGCCCUUUCACAGAAAUGCCGCGCCUGCUGGCAGAAACGGCACUCGUGCCUAUAGCUAUUGUGGCUAUGGCCCGCACCUGGUUUGCUAAUGUCAAUAUAUUUCCAAACAACUACAACGACAUGAUGGAUCUGGAUGCUUCGAUAAACACUGAACUCAUCAAAGAAAGAGCUAUUCCCACGUGGAUUUUUCCAACAGAAUGCGCGAAGGCCAAGUUGAAGGAUGGCAAGGUUGUUCGUCCUUGCGCCCUAGACUUUUCUGACGAUGAUACUAUCCGCAUUUUUAGGGCCGCUGGAGACAUGGAAUCAUACGACCAAGCUGUGUUUCUCAGCAAAGAGAUCAAAACCCUCGCCAAGGUGCACAUGUUCGAUGUGCUGACGGUUGUUCCGGAUGAGAGACUCGUGCAGAAUUUUGGACAUUGCAAGACGCGAUGA